Molecule: messenger RNA, 833 nt
Organism: Alnus glutinosa
Lineage: Eukaryota; Viridiplantae; Streptophyta; Magnoliopsida; Fagales; Betulaceae
Product: heavy metal-associated isoprenylated plant protein 39-like
Exons: 3
Coding region: 155-547 (130 amino acids)
Molecular function (GO): metal ion binding
Source: RefSeq, a predicted model, not a curated record
GCAUUUCCCUCCUAUAAAUACGUACGUUAUGCGUUCAAGGUCUCUUCAGUUCUCCAAAGACCAUCAGUCUUCUCUCUGAUAUUCUGUAAUAUUCUCCAUUUCCCCGUUUCCUGCCUCUGAUCGAUCUGCAACUUCAACCAAAUACUUUGCAGCCAUGAAGAAAGUGAUCGUGAAGGUGCACUUGCAUGAUGAAAAAAUGAGGCAAAAGGGCAUGAAGGCAGUCUCUGGUCUUCCAGGUGUGGAAUCAAUCUCCAUGGACUCGAAGGACCAGAAAUUGACCGUGAUCGGGGACGUCGAUCCGGUUGAUGUAGUCAACAAGAUGAGGAAGCUCUGCUCCACGGAAAUAGUAUCUGUUGGACCAGCAAAAGAGGAGAAGAAGAAGGAAGAGCCUAAGAAAGAAGAGCCAAAGAAGGAUGAUCAGAAAAAGAAGGAAGAUGAACUUCUGAAGGCCAUCCAAGCCUACCAAGCCUACAAUUAUCCUCACAUGACCCAACCUUACUUUGUCAGAAGCGCAGAAGAGGAUCCGAAUGCUUGUGUUAUUUGCUGAUCAUUCCUAGAUCUUGGAAAAAUUAGAUUGAAACAUAAAUAAAAGAAACAAAAAAAGAUAAUUGUUUGAUAAUGAAUUUAAAUCUUUUUUUGUUACAUGUUGAGCAAGACGGCAUCACCGGGAGAGGCCUUAUGUACAGGUGAUUGUAUUAAUGGUUUAUUUUUGUUUGGAAUGUUACGGCAGUGGUGAGCUUUCAGUAAUUUUGAGCUGUUUUUUUUUUUUUUAACCCCCUUCCAUCUGGAUGUCACUAUUAUAUAAAGAUAUAUUAAAGCCACAAUUUCUGUUA